Dromiciops gliroides (monito del monte) is the source of this 4742-nucleotide messenger RNA. RefSeq names its product caspase recruitment domain family member 10 (gene CARD10). Gene Ontology annotation, biological process: regulation of apoptotic process. The record is from RefSeq and is a predicted model, not a curated record. The coding region runs from base 116 to 3172 and encodes 1018 amino acids. NCBI's taxonomy places the organism in Eukaryota, Metazoa, Chordata, Mammalia, Microbiotheria, Microbiotheriidae. The transcript has 21 exons.
CAGGGCCCCGCCCCCUCGAUGCACGGCUGCGGGCCUGGAUCGGCUGCAGCCUCCGCCCCAGCUGUAGGACCCUGGAGUCCAAGGUGGUGGGAGCAGGCGGGGACCGGCGAGCAGCAUGCGGGACUCGGAGGAUGCAGCCAUGCGGCCCACAUUGGCAGCUGAAGUGGAGGAGGAGGUGGGGUCUGAGGAAGAAGAGCUGUGGGAGAAGAUCGAGGGUAUUCGGCACAAGCUGACUCGAGCCCUCAACCCUGCCAAGCUGACCCCAUAUCUACGCCAGUGUCGAGUGAUUGAUGAGCAGGAUGAAGAGGAGGUGCUGAGCACCUACGGUUUCCCAUGCAGGGUAAACCGAACUGGGCGAUUGAUGGAUAUCCUGAGAUGUCGAGGCAGGCGAGGCUAUGAGGCUUUUCUGGAGUCCCUGGAAUUCUACUACCCAGAACACUUCACCCUAUUGACAGGGAGGGAGCCUGCCCAGCGCUGUUCCAUGAUCCUGGAUGAGGAGGGUCCCGAGGGCCUGACCCAGUUCCUGAUGACAGAGGUGAGGCGGCUGCGAGAGCAACGCAAGGCCCAGUUACAGAGGGAGCAGCAUCUGCAGGCCCAGAACCGGGCUCUGGAGGAGGAGCGGGCCACACUGGAACGCAAGCUUGGGGAGCAACUGCAGGCCCAAGAACGGUGUCAGCGACUUCGGGAGGACUGGGAGUCGGGCAGCCUGGAGCUCCUGAGGCUCAAGGAGGAGAACUAUAUGAUAGCCAUGCGCCUGGCACAGCUGAGCGAAGAAAAGAACACCGCUGUCUUGCGCAGCCGAGACCUGCAGCUGGUGGUAGAUCAGCUUCGAUGCAAGGUGAGCCGGCUGGAGGAAGAGUGCUCCAUGCUCCGGAGAGCCAGGAGCCCCACCCCCUCAGCCCUGGAGAUGGAGGAGAAGGAGCCCGAGACACCUGACCUCAUCUCUGAGCUGCAGGCUGAGAACCAGAGACUGACAACUUCCCUUCGAGAGCUUCAAGAAGGCCUAAAGCAGGACCCUGGCUCCGAGCAGAUCCUCUUGGACAUCUUAGAACACGACUGGAAGGAAGCUCAGGACGAUCGGCAGGAGCUCUGUCAGAAGCUCCAUGACGUGCAGGGGGAGCUCCAGUGGGCGGAGCAGCUUCGGGACAAGUACCUACAGGAGAUGGAAGACCUACAGCUCAAGCAUCGGACCUUGCAGAAAGACUGUGGCCUCUACAAGCACCGAAUGGCAACUGUCCUGGUGCAGCUGGAGGAGAUCGAGAAGGAGAGGGACCAGGCCAUCCAGAGCCGAGACCAUAUUCAACUCCAGUAUUCCAAAAGUCUGAUUGAGAAGGACCAGUACCGGAAGCAGGUGCGAGGUCUGGAAGCUGAGCGGGAUGAGCUGCUGACCACAGUCACCCGGCUGGAGGGGGCUAAAGGCUUACUGGAAGCCCAGCUCCAGCGAGCCCAGGGUGGUGCCGGCAUGAAGGCCUGCAACUCUUCCCACUCGCUGUGUUCCAACCUCAGCAGCACGUGGAGUCUGAGUGAGUGCCCCUCUCUGCUGGGGAGUCCAGACGUGGCUGGGGAGACCACUUCCGGGGGAUCUGAGCCCCACACCUUGGAGGAGUCGGUGGAUAGUGAGAAGGAGAUCAACCGCCUCUCCAUCCUCCCCUUCCCCCCCAGCGCCGGCUCCAUCCUCCGGCGGCAGCGAGAGGAGGACCCUGCACCCCCAAAGAGGUCCUUCAGCAGCACGUCUGACAUACCAGGGAGCGUCACUCUCAAGCCGUGGUCUCCUGGGCUUUCAUCUUCCUCGUCCUCUGAUGUCCUGUGGCCCAUAGGGAAGUCAGAUACCAUUAUUGCCCGAGCCUGCGCCUCAGAGAUGCUGAAUAGGUCUCUAGCUACACGGGGGUCCUCAAGGCACAGUCCUCCAGGGGGUCCGGAGCCCCAGGAGAAGGGAGCGGAGAGCACGUCUUUCCUUGGGAAGAACCGCUCUGGGGUAGUGCUCCGCCGAGCACUGUCGGGCCCAGGAACGGACACCACAGUGGAGGUGCAGGAUGGCCACCAGUUUUUAGAGCCGAGAAGAGAUGAUUCAAGCCGGGACGACGCCCAGGCCCAGCUGAGCACCUUGUGUUGGAAUAAGGCUACCACCUUAACCUUCCUCCAGGAUAUGAAAGUCUGCCCAACCUCCAGGGAGGACUUCGACACCACCGGCAAGAAGGGAACGUCAGGGCCCAACUCCUUCUAUGUCCGAGCCAACCAUCCCUUGCCUGAGCAGGCCGACGCCCGGGCUCUGUGCGUAAAAGGUCAAGACAUCCUGCGUGUGGUGGAUCCGGCCUACAAGGGCCGGCCCGAGUGGUACUGUGCUCGAGUUGACCCCCUUACCCUUCGAGACCUGGACAGGGGCACAGUGCCCAACUUCCAGAGGGCCCAGCAGCUCCUAGAAGCCCAGGACAAGUGUCCACACUACAGUCGCUCCAGGAGUCACCGGAGUAAUCUAAAGAAGCGUGCCUUAGAUCAGCUCCGGCUGGUGAAGCCCAGGCUCUCAGCGGGCCUGGGGGAUCCCCAGGAGCAGCUGCUGCUAGACCCUUGCCCAGAGCCUGAUCGGAGCAUCAAGCCUUACAGCUUGGUGCAGCCUCUGCUGGUGUCCUCGGUCCGUCCUGUGGUGCUUUCCCCCGAAUGCCUGGCCCCCCGCUUGAUCCGAAACCUCUUGGACCUGCCCACAUCACGCCAGGAUUUCCACGUGUGCCCAGCAGAGAGCCUCACCGGAGAUGAACCACUGGUCCCCGCGGCUCCGGGAGCCCCCUCGGCCCAGCCUGUUCCUCAGGGCCUGGGCGUGAGGGUGCGCACCAUCCAGGAAUCUAUUGGAAAGAACAAACACUGCCUGCUAGAGUUGAGCCCCCAGAGUGUGAGGGAGCUGGUACACAGCGAGAUCUACCCAAUCGUCAUCCAUGUGGAUGUGACGGAAAAGAAUGUUCGGGAAAUCAGGAGUUUGCUGGGCCGACCAGGCUGGCGAGACUCGGAGCUCCUGAGGCAGUGCCGAGCUGGGGAGCAUUUGCUGUGGGACCUGCCGUGUUCCUGGACACGGGUGGACACGCACGCCUGGGCCCAUGCAGAGGAACUGACCAAGGUGGUUCGGGGUCGUAUCCUGCAGGAGCAGGCCCGGACAGUGUGGGUGGAAUGUGGCAAGAUCUGACAGGCCCUGCCGGUGGAGUCAGGAGCCCAGCUGGUCUGGGGCCUCCUACUUUGGGCCAGGCAGUCCCCCACCCCAACCCCCAGACCUGCCUCUCCUUUCCCUUGACUCCUUCCUUCUCUAAGCACUUUGAAGGCAGGGCAGGCCUCCCCAGCUGCCCAUCUCGGAUGACUGACCUCUGGUUGCAGUGGCUGUUGGGAAGUGGGUAGGAUAGAUGGAUCACCUGCUCUGCUCCUUUUGGGGACAUUCAAUGCCCCAGCUGGGAUCUGAAGGAGUGCGGGUGCUUCAUCUCCAUUCCCUCCCCUUUCUCCUGAGCAGUCUUUCAUCUCCAGGUUCCCCUCCUGUGGAUGGGAGUCAGAGGGAAACCUGGCCUUAGAUUGUUCAGCAAAAUCUCUAAAAUGGGGAUUCUUAACUUGGGGUCCACAGCCCCCCAACCACACGUGAAAACACAUAGAUGGCCUGCCAGGGACCUAUGGAGAGAUUUCAGGGGGUCCUUGAACUUGGAAAAAAUUCUGCCUUUCUUUUCAGUCUUCUAAACUUAGCAUUCCUUUCACUUGUGAAUGUAGUCAGCAAACUGUGAUACUGAGAAAGGGCCCAUAGGCGUCCCCGGAUUUCUUGCCCAAUGAGUCCAGAACAUAAAGAAAGUUGAGAAUGACUGACUUAAAGGGUGCAGGUCUGGCUGUGGCUCUUUCCAUCUGCCCCUUGGUCUGUUGUGCUGGCUCCGGGGAUGCUUUCAUCCCCACGUAUGCAUGUUUGUUUUUUCUCGUGCACAUGGGUUUUCUCCCCUUCAUGCAUAUGUGCUCUCCCUAUUCAUACACCCAGGCUCAUAAGUGCACACGUGUGUAUCCAUGUAUGCACACACAGCAGUACAUACAGACACGUAGUGGUCCCAUUGUUGUGACCUUGUCCACGUUCACACACAUACAAGGACACGUGCACCCAGUGUGCUUCCACACACACAUUCUCACCCACGUGUGCAAGCACAGUAUCACAGCCAUGGAGCUGGAAGCCGUUAUUUUACAGACAAGGAAACCACCCAGGGAAGGGCGGUGACUUUCUGAAGGUCACACAAGUCGUGAGUGCCAGAGGCAGGAUUUGAACCCAGGCUUUCUGGCUCCAAAUCUACAUUGUUACCAUGUUAUAUGUGUCCCACAAUGCAAUGCACUGAUUUGUGCCCACACAUGCCCACACACAUGAACCCACAUGUUCUCGCUGGCGCUCAACACCCACGUGUAUGCACACCACCUGUGGGCUCUCCUUGCUGCUCCUGCUCUUACAUAGCAUGCAUGUGUGCAAACAUACGUGUACAUGGUCUCACCCAUACAUGUAGAAUUUGCCCCUAUUCACAUGGAUCUCCUCGUUCUCCGGUGUGAUCAUAUCUUCAUGCUCUCACAUGCAACUUCCCCCCAACUUUUGCACACGUGUGCGUCUGCACAUACCUCGGUUCCCCUGUGAGACACUGAAUGGAAGCCUCGGAAACUUCCGGGCUUGGCUAGAACUGGAGAUGUUAAUGUGUAUAAAUUAUUAAGAGCCCCUUUUCAUUAGGAAGCCGGUGUACAAAGAAGAAAAUUAA